Prorocentrum cordatum is the source of this 1076-nucleotide messenger RNA. The record is from the annotation of a GenBank genome assembly. NCBI's taxonomy places the organism in Eukaryota, Dinophyceae, Prorocentrales, Prorocentraceae.
GCCUCGGCGCUAUCAUCCCGGUCCUUAUCUUGCUUCCGCACCUCAGCAUGCUCUACGUCAUCGCAGGCGCGCUGGAGAUAUCGGAGCUUCCUGGGAGGGCCUGCCUAAGCUGCCGCCAGUGGUGGCGGCACUCUGGUCUGCGGUGGUUGUUCCCAGCGGAGAGGUGCUGCGACGCGGGGGCACGCAUGUGGUUCGGCCUGUUUGACAGGCCGCUGCUCGGUUACGUGAUCUGUGUCACCGCCAUCAGCCUGAGCGAGCUCUGCGCGUGCGUUGCGGCCCUGCACGAGCCCUCCCUGAGCGAGUGCACUCUGCCCGGCAGAGCAACCCUCCCGCUCGAGAUGAGCGCGUGGCUUCGCUGGCAGGCUGGCAUUUCCCUUGUCAAUGCGCUCUUCCCGGCAUGGUUCCAGAGGAGGGUUUGGAAAAGGCUUGUGGAGGUGCUCGAAUUGCAGGAGGACGCCGACGGCAGAGCCGGCCCCGUCCCGAAGCGGAAGGUCCAGGACUGUGUCCGCCACACCAUCGCCAGCGACCGGUUUGUGCAGCUGUACGGCGCGUUCUUGGCCCUGUCCUUCUGCGUGAGCCUCUUGUGCGCCAGGAGGGUGAGGCAGGGCGCGAUGCAGGGCCUCGCGUGCGACCCGGACGGGAACAGCAUUUGGGCUUGUUUUUGCGGCAUGUACGCCGUGUGCUUCUCAUUGUUCUUCCUGGUCACGGCGGCCCGCCGAGGCUGCGGCGUGUGCGGCGACGAGAGCGGCGAGUGGGGCUUCUGCGCCCAGCACAAAGAAAUUUAUGUCAGAGAUGUCUGCGGCAAAUCACCACCUGGAGUCAGAAUAGUUCUCGCAACGGCUCGUUGCACCGCCAUGCCUAGAAGCAAUGGCAGUAAUUGUACUGCUUGCGGUCCCAUCCUGCCGUAGACUUUUGCACUUAGUGAUUGUAUAGAUUCCAACCCACUAUCGCGCACUUCGUGGUAGAUGCUGUUGUUCGCAAUUUCAGCCUGUUCCAACAGCCGCCCUCCGUAGUUGCUUGUCCCUGAUCUGGGGGCCUCAUUCCCUGAAAUCGGAGAAAGAACUGUUGCAUCGCAG